Paramecium tetraurelia is the source of this 564-nucleotide messenger RNA. RefSeq lists its product as uncharacterized. The record is from RefSeq and is a predicted model, not a curated record. Lineage: Eukaryota; Ciliophora; Oligohymenophorea; Peniculida; Parameciidae. The transcript is spliced from 3 exons.
AUGAGUACUAAUGAAUAGGAAUUGCAAAAUAAAGUCGAAAAAUUUGUUGAUAAUACUUAGUACAUGAAAAAGGCAAAGUCAUUUCAUAGGUAGAGAUCAUCUAUUUCAAUUAAUGAAGAAUAGAGAGAUUUAACAUAAGAGAUUGCAGAAAAAGAACUGUAAAAGUCCACUUUGUUGGAAGAAUUGUUAAAACAAAUUUCAUAGAUUGUUGAUAAUUUAAUUCAAAGACACAUGUUUGAUUUUCAAAAUCAACUUCUCCAUAUAUAGAAUGAACUGUAUUAAUUGAAGAAUAAGCAGUGUACUAUAGGAAGUUAGGAGAGUGCAAUAAAAUAGACAAUGGUUUUAUCAAAGAAUAGUUCCUUUACUGAUUUUAAUGAGCAAUUUCUCUAUGAUGAAUAAAUCAAAAAUCUGAAAAACAAAAUCAAAAAUCUUAAGGAGGAUGUGAAUAAGAAGACACAAUAUCACGAUUCAUUAAUCAAUAUGCUGUUGGAUUAAUAGUAAUUAUUAUUUAUUAUAAAAUUAAAGGAAGGAUUUAAAAGAGAAUUUGAGAAAAAAUUAAUUUGA